AUGAAUAAGCUUUUAGAUCCUAAUAAUCAUAUCACUUUGGAACAUGUUAAGAAUAUUAAUGAUAUUUGGAAGCUUGUAGUAUCUGAGGAUCACAUAAGUGACAUAACUUUCAUAGAUUUAAUUAAAGUGAGGUGUAAUAAACUUAAUGAAAUUGAUAGAAGUUUGGGAAUAGAUAAAAAUGUUAAAAAGCAACAUUUUGGUAGAGAACAGUCUAUUGACAAAACGCGCAUAUCAAAUACUUCAAUCUGCAAAGUCUUCAAAAUCAUAUAUAUUUUGGAGCUAUUAGCUAUUGCUAUUGCUAUUGCUAUUGCUAUAGCUAUUGCUAUUGCUAUUGCUAUAGCUAUAGCUAUUGCUAUUGCUAUAGCUAUAGCUAUUGCUAUAGACGCAAUAUCGCAAUAUUGCUUCUUUGAUAUCAUAGAAUAA
Molecule: messenger RNA, 423 nt
Organism: Rhizophagus irregularis DAOM 181602=DAOM 197198
Lineage: Eukaryota; Fungi; Glomeromycota; Glomeromycetes; Glomerales; Glomeraceae
Source: RefSeq, a predicted model, not a curated record